Messenger RNA from Syngnathus acus (greater pipefish), 3428 nucleotides. It is a transcript of the gene gpsm1b, whose product is annotated as G protein signaling modulator 1b. Lineage: Eukaryota; Metazoa; Chordata; Actinopteri; Syngnathiformes; Syngnathidae. The record is from RefSeq and is a predicted model, not a curated record. The transcript has 14 exons. Gene Ontology annotation, molecular function: protein binding; GTPase regulator activity. The coding region runs from base 178 to 2151 and encodes 657 amino acids.
GGCGGGGCUACGCAGUCGCUUUCUGCAGCCGCUGACAUUACUGUGGUUAAAGAGUCGGGGGGAAAGGGGGUGAAAAGGAGCCGAGUCAAAGGGGGAGUGGGCCUGUCAAAGAGCCAGCUUGCCGUGAAGGGGCCUCUUAUUUGGGGGGGCUGGCGGAAGCAGGUACGAGGCGGUGAGAUGGAUCGGUCGCUAGCUAGCGGUGUGCAGCAGGAACUGGCUAGCAAGCGGCUACAUUCAAGGAUGGAGGCGUCCUGCUUGGAGUUGGCCUUGGAAGGGGAGCGCCUGUGCAAGGCGGGGGACUUCAAAGGUGGCACGGCGUUCUUCGAGGCGGCCGUGCAGGUUGGCACGGAGGACCUCAAGACCCUCAGCGCCAUCUACAGCCAACUGGGCAACGCCUACUUCUACCUGAAGGAGUAUGGGAAAGCCUUGGAGUACCACAAGCAUGACCUCACGCUGGCCAGGACAAUUGGAGAUCGAAUCGGAGAAGGAAAAGCCAGCGGUAACCUUGGCAACACUCUGAAAGUGCUGUGCCGCUUUGACGAAGCUGCCGUCUGCUGCCAGAGACAUUUGGAUAUUUCUCAAGAACAAGGCGACAAGGUGGGUGAGGCCCGGGCGCUUUACAACAUCGGCAACGUGUUCCAUGCCAAAGGCAAGCAGCAGUUGUGGGGCUGCACCCAAGAGCCCGGAGAUCUUCCCGCUGACGUCAGAGACACGCUACAACGGGCGACCAGCUUUUACGAGAUGAACUUGUGUCUGGUGAAAGAAGUUGGUGAUCGAGCUGCUCAGGGCAGAGCGUACGGCAACCUGGGCAACACACAUUACCUUUUGGGAAACUUUGUUGAAGCCAUCAAGUUCCACAGGCAGAGAUUAUCCAUAGCGAAAGAAUUUGGCGACAAAGCGGCAGAGCGACGAGCCUACAGCAACUUGGGCAACGCUCUGAUAUUCCUGGGCCAGUUCAACACGGCCACAGAUUACUACAGGAAAACUCUUCAGCUGUCACGCCAGCUUAGAGACCAAGUGAUGGAGGCCCAGGCCUGUUACAGCCUUGGAAACACCUACACACUUUUGCAGCAGUAUGACAGAGCCAUAGAGUAUCACCUCAAGCACCUGUAUAUUGCUCAGGAUCUCACCGACAGGGUUGGUGAAGGCCGAGCCUGCUGGAGUCUGGGGAACGCCUACGUGUCUUUAGCCAAUCACAAACAAGCGCUCCACUAUGCCCGCAAACAUCUGGAGAUCUCCAAAGAAAUUGGGGACAGGAACGGCGAGCUGACAGCCAGGUUGAAUGUGGAGCAGCUAAUGGAGGCGCUGGGUGUUAGUGACGGCGACCUUUCACCUUCCAGUUCAGAGUUUGAGAUGCAAGGAGCGAGGCCCAAAUUCACUAAGAGGGACAGCAUGGACAGUGUGGAGCUGUGGAAGUUAUCUUCUUAUAAGGACGGUGAGGGCCACGAGACCGAAAGCUUACCCAGAAGGUCUACGAGUCAAUCGGCGAAAAGGAAAGGCUAUCCCGAUAGCCGUUCGUCAGACGAAAGACCCUGGUUGGACUCUCCCGUCGAUGCUGACGACAUCAAUCUGCAAGUCUCGCCUCCCGUUCCAAACAUUGGCCGUGACCCUUCUGAUGAGGACUGCUUUUUCGACCUGCUCAGCAAGUUCCAAAGCAGCCGCAUGGACGAUCAGCGCUGCCGCCUCGAUGGAUCACAAAACGGCGACGGCCAAGACGGCAACGCACUGUGCGACAUGAUUGAUCCCGCAGUGACCACCUCCCCCCAGACGGAGGAGCUGUUUGAUUUGAUCGCCAGCUCUCAGAGUCGCCGCCUGGAUGACCAGCGCGUCAACGUGGGGAGCCUUCCGGGUCUCAGGAUCACACAGAACAACCUGGGACACCUGGUGGGGGAGGGGGAGCAGGAACCCAGUGACGACUUCUUCAACAUGCUCAUCAAGUGCCAGUCCUCUCGGAUCGACGACCAGCGAUGUUCCCCGCCUGAAGCGGGCCCUCAUGCGCCCACCGUGCCCGACGAGGACUUCUUCAGUUUAAUCCAGCGGGUGCAAGCCAAGCGCAUGGACGAGCAGCGUGUCCACCUGUCCAACGACGAGCAGGACAGCCCAGGAGAGGAUUCGCCCGAUCCUGAGCCACCCGGCGGCUUCCUCAGUUAGUGAUGUAGGCAAAGCGGGCUCUCGGCCCAACAACCCGAGACGAUAAUAAAUGCACGUCAAGACGAGCCAGCCGCUUGCUAGCAAAAAAUGUCCCCCGUGCAACAGGUGGUGCCAUUUAAUUCAUAUGUGUAAAUAUAAUGGGGAAACAUGCGCAGUUUUGCACGAUCAUGGGAUUUUUUCAAUAUUUGACCACCUUGACGUUAAAUAACGUAACGUGUGAACUCAUAUCUAAUGCCUUAAUCAGCAUUUUCUGUUGCCAGACUCAAGAUUGUAUUUGUAGAAGCACACCAACUGUUUAGGACUCAUCUAAAUUCUAACGCUCAAUGAUUUUGCACAGGAAUCUAAAAUCCGAUUUAUGGACAUUAGUAACACAUUUAAUCACUUAAGUUCUUUUCCCCCCCCCCCCCCGUAUUUAUUUAAUGGGCAACAUGGCGGAUGAGUGGUUAGCACAUGUGUACAUGUGCUAUAAGGUAAAUGCCAAAUCUUGUUUUAAUGAUUUUUAGGCAAAAACUAAUGAUAAAAAUAAUGCUUGAAUUAUUGCUGCUUUAAGCAUUCAUAUAAGACUGGUGUCACUGAUGUUCAGUGAUGUUAUUACUGUAGUUUAUCCUACACAGUAGUAAAAUUCGAAAGCAUGCGAUGCUUAAUAGUUGUAAUUAAAUUAAGUGAGAUUCCUGAGCAAAAAGUACAGGUCAGUGUUCGGAAAUGUGUCGUCCGGAUCGCAGUUAAUGUACAUGACAAUGCGCCCAUGUGGUCAAAGCCCUGUAUUUACCUCUGUAAUUCAAUGUAUUGGGAGUAUUGCUGGUUAAGCGCCCCUGUCCGCAGUAAUGCUGUAGUGAUAUUGCACUUGACCCAUGCUGAAACUCUGCAUUUUUGUUAGAUAAGUACGCAAAAAAGGGCUGUGAGACGUCGGCAGAGGAAACUCCUUGACGUGAAGACAAGCCAGCUCAAGACGUUUUUAAGCUGUGAGUAAUGUGAUCAGUUUAAUGGUACGAAAAUUGUUCGUAUGACCUGCUAGGUGUUUCCUUUAUUUUUCCCCUCUUCUAACAUAUAUAUACAAAGGUGGCUCAUACCUCAUUUUUGUACCUCAAAGUAUAACUCUGCAGAGGAAAGAAAAUUGGGAGCUGCAGUUUUUGUGAUUUAACUUACCAGGUACGCUUCCAUUUGUCACUGCCAUAAUUUGUAUAUAUACAGUAUAUAAAUAUAUUUUUUAUUUAUGUUCCGUUUGGGGGAUACAAGUAAUUUUGCCAUGCUUUUAAUAAAAAUGUUCUUGAGAUUUA